This is a messenger RNA of Gadus macrocephalus (Pacific cod), 2066 nucleotides long. RefSeq lists its product as uncharacterized. Bases 67 to 1113 code for a protein of 348 amino acids. The record is from RefSeq and is a predicted model, not a curated record. Lineage: Eukaryota; Metazoa; Chordata; Actinopteri; Gadiformes; Gadidae. The transcript is spliced from 3 exons.
CAGACACACCUGGGGCUGACCAGCUGCCCCAGGACCAGAUCCAGUCGAGCCAAGAGAUACAGCAACAUGAUGAUGCUGAAAACGGGGAGCCUGUUCCUGAUCCUUUACGGGUUGUGCCAGAUUCCGCUGGCACAAGGACAGACCCCGAGGAAGGAUGAGACCACGGAGAUAACACAGACCUGGAAGAGCCAGGAAUCAGGGGCUGGUACUGAAGGAAGCCAGAGAGGAACACAGGACAAACCGGCGCCAAAUCAUUCAGGACUAGUUAACAAGAAAGGGAAAAUAGUCUUAUAUGCUCAGAUACCACCGCAGAACCAAGUUAAUUUGUUUAUAUUUACUGUUAUGUCAGGUUACCCACCGUUAUGUACAUUAACCUUUCGCCAGAAUUUUGAACAUGCGCAUAUGAAAGAUCAGUGUGAAGUACAUAUCCAACCUCACCCAAUGAAAUGGUGUUUAACAGUAACGUCAGGAAAAACAUGGGAUUAUAACAGAAAAUAUACAUUAAAUAUGAGAGAAUAUAUGCUUAUUAAAGCAGUGACAGACAGAACAUUCAAUUUUACAUUAGAAGCAGAAGACCCUUGUGUAAUCAAAAAUCAACCGGGUAAGGUAGUUGAGAUUGAUCAAAGCAAUCCACUAAAAUCUUCUGAUAAUGACAAAGUAAAUGUAACCACAGCCAUCGAUAAAGUAGAACAACCUCUGGUUAGAGAUAAUGGGAUAAAUUCGUUGGUAACCACUAAGAGAUUAAAUUCAACUCUAGAUGCAAGUAAGUCUAAUGAAACUUAUAUUAGAGAGGAUACAACAAUAUUAGCAACCACAAAUGUAACUUCUAUUGGAGAAGCAACCACUAACGUAACUCCAAUUAGAGAAAUAUCAACAGUCAUGAGUGAUCUAAUAGAAAAACUAACAACGAAUGGUACAGCAGCGACUGCUCAGGGUAAAAUAAAACUAAAUGGUACAGCAGCGACUGCUCAGGGUGAAAUAAUACAGACAACAGUACUAGCAAAAGUAGAGAUGGCCCUCAUGGUGACUGGCAUAGAGGAGUCGAGUGAAUGGGAGAGGAUGCUCUAUGGGGAGAAAGAUUGGAGUGAAACUAGAGAGGAGACCGGAAUGUGAGAAUCGGACAUCAGAAGGAGGUCCUAUUUUCUUAACUGGUGACCUCUCUAUGUGAACCACAACCAUUGCAGAACAGUGUGAACAAAUGGACAUUAGACUAAUGGGUUCCAGGGCGUGGUGGUUGCGAACAGCAGCAACUACAAUGCCCAAACCCCCCACGUUAUAUAGUAUACCGGUACAUGACGAUAAUCAGAGCUAUCCAAAUCUAUGCAAGCUUGUUGACAAUCUUAGUUUUUAAUUUAUAUUAUUUACUUAUUUUUUGAAAUGUCAUUUUUUGAGUUUCAUAUUUUUAUGUCAUAUAUUCUGAAAUGCUAAUUUUCAAUGCAUGCUGAAAAUACUAUGUUAUGUGUGAAUUCUAGUUAGACAUUUGAUAGAUCUUUUUGCCUUAAAAACAGGUUGAAAUUCCUGAGAAUUAUGCAGGUUGAGAUCCCUGAACAUGCUUAAAGGUUUUUAACGAUGAUCAAAUGUAGUGCAAAAAAUCUGACCUAAACGACUGUUAUGUUUUUGUUGUGAUCUUAGCAGUCACAAAAGGGGGAUGUGUGGUAGAAAUUAAUGAUUAUAUUCUAUGGUAAACUAUGAUUAUUAUUAGGCCUAUAUAUCUAAUGGUAGAAAACAUGUAAAGCGUCUUGGAUUUUGAUCCAGGGCUGGUCACGAGGCCGGGGAGUCUUGGGUCAGAGCAGGGGGUUGGGGCGCAAACCCCCAGGAGCAGGAAGCUACUGACACAAUGCAUGCUGACUCCACUUCCUGGGCCCCAGACUGUCACGGGGACCAUCUGUUUAGAAGUAUUUGUGUUUGAUUAUGUGUGGACACCUAAAAAACAAGAAACUGCUGAGGACUGUGCUAUUGUGUGUUUAAGAAGAGGCUUGAAUCUGUUGACGAGCAGUGACUCUUGAGACCUACUCGGCUGUUAUCGGUGUUGUUUUUCUUCACGAUAAAGUCUUUUGUCAAUUCUU